GACGUGGGCCAGCGGAAGGUCCGUACAUGCCUGAUUGAGCGCCUCUGGACCAGCGAGCGAUCUUGAGAAGACAGUUACUGCGCAAUGGACGCGAUGCCUCUCCUCGGACUGUGAGUUUGUGGCUCCUGCCUCGUGAGUCGUAGCCUGUCUCUUCUUGAGUCUGCGUGAGCAUUUUCUGUUUGCCUGAACAUCGUUCCUGUUGGCUUUGUUAAAGUGACUCAGUGCUGGGCAUCCGACAGUUCAAGAUGGUGAUAAUCGACCCUUGAUUCCCAUGGUUAUGAGGCCAUCAGACGACACAGAGGAGUUAUAUGUCGGGCAAAGGGAGUUGAGUCGGCCUUGUCCGAUACUCCGAGUCGCCGGGUAUCAGGGGGGCUGUGGCUGUGCGAUGCAGCUGUGAGCCUCGAGGACGCGCUCUCCGGAGGACUCGGUGGGCGAAACCACGCACACAGCCAGAGGGUACGCAUCAGCAACGAGGCGCAGAGUACGCUUCAGCGCGCUGGACUUGACGUCGCUGUUGACCAUAGCGAGUCACGAGCGACAGCAUGUCGGUCGCUGCAGGUUCCCGAUAAGGCAAUAUAGCCCCUGACAGCGUCGUGCUCCGGACCCCACGUUCCGAAUACAAAAGGCGGGCGAGCGCGCAACAUGUGGCAAUUGCUCCUUGACCGAUAACGACGACCAGAGGCCCAUCGAACGCUAUUGAGCAUAGGAGGCGUCGUGCAACCAUCGAAGAGGACAGCACCCGAACGUUUUGUGUGCUGCACUGCCCAACUUUCGGGGGGCCUCGCCUUGCCCAAAUAAGAUACAAGGAAGGACAAUAGCGCCAGCGACCCCUGUGUGGCUUUUUGUGGCCUUGUUAAAGGGUGGAUCUUCUUGCUGUGACUGCGACUAGCGUAUAUAUAUCACGACGCGCUCGAGAUGGCACGGUCGCCCCCUUGCUUCCGUUCGAGAAGACCACUUCGCCCCAAAGCGAAUCGUAGUGUAACCGCCACAGGACCAUCCACGCAGGUGCCGGAAAUGUCUUCCUCAGCUCCUGCUCCCCGACGGUCGGCACGUCUCAAUCGUCGAGCACAUCCAUAUCCUCCAGAGGCAGCGACGCCCGGCUCUGUCGUCCCUGAUGGCGGCCGUGAUCCCGCCCACGCCACGACCUCGCGCCGAUUUUCUCCGCCUACGCCAAACAGACGCCCUGGACGACCUAAGCCUCUUGCCGCUGACUUCAGCACCACCAGCACGUUGACGACGCUGAGUGUCCUGGAGGCGGAGCUGGCCGCCAAUCGACAUCGAUCCACGAGUCAGACGCCAGAGUUCGAAGCAACUCUGUCCAGCUCGGACGACGGCGAGGGUGCGAUGUCCCCAUCGAACCCGCGGACGCCGCCUCCGCGCCCGUUGCCGUCCCAGUCGGCGAUCCUGACGCCGCGCAAGCUCGCGCGGGAGGCUCGCCUCCCAAUGUCCCAGUCGCAGGAGCCUGUAAACUUCUGGCACGACGAUAGCCAGCAGUCGGCGACCGACAGCCAGGUACAGCACCUCACGACGUUCCUUCCGGUCGUCGAGAAGAGUAAUGAGGAGGAGAAGAUUACGGCGAGGCGGCGGAUCCAAGCUUCGGCACGCUUGUCGCAGGGGGCCCAGUUGAUGCGGGAGCGAGGCCUGCGUAGAACGUUAGAGAAUGCCACAGGCGACGUCUUCACCGAUUCGCAACGCAUAUAUGAGCAUGCUUCUGGGGACAUCGACCAGGGGGACGACAACAUCACGGAGAUCGUGGAAGAGGAAGGAGAGGAGCUGGGACGACGGCUGGGGCCGCAGGGCACCUUGUUGGAUGAAGGCGUGGAUGGCGUUACGAGGACGAACUGGUAUUCAAGCCAACGUAGAAACGACGGCGGAUAUUAG
Messenger RNA from Punctularia strigosozonata HHB-11173 SS5, 1881 nucleotides. RefSeq lists its product as uncharacterized. NCBI's taxonomy places the organism in Eukaryota, Fungi, Basidiomycota, Agaricomycetes, Corticiales, Punctulariaceae. The record is from RefSeq and is a predicted model, not a curated record. Bases 916 to 1881 code for a protein of 321 amino acids. The transcript has a single exon.